CGCCGUACACUUCACCCGGAAAGCUAACCUGUCAGGUCGCUAUGGGAUUUUUCCCGUUUGUUUUCUUAAUUUAUUGCUAAGCCUUUGCCGAGUGUUUUAGUUUAUUUAACACGGAACCAUGAAGGAAGCCACGAAAGAGGAGUUUCCGUCGGCGUCACCUGGCUGCCGCCCCCCAGGGUGCCCCCGUGACGCUCCUCGCGGGGGAGACGACGCCGAGAUGGAGAUAAAGCAGAUAACCUUGCACGAGCGAUCCCAGGAGGCCAAACAGCACAGCAAGAAGAAUGGCGUUUUAACUGCGGACAUGGUCUGCAGGCACGUGUCCAGCCAGGGGCGAGUUGGCACCGGGCUGCAGUAUUUGUACCACCACCUGUGUUUGCCUAGUCAGGAUCUCAGGGACAUCUCUGUUUUAUGCAAUUAUGUCCAUCUUCAAAAGCUGCAACUGCCACACAACAAAAUCAAAGAUUUAUCCUGUGUGAGCCACAUGCCCCAACUCGCCAUCCUGGACGCUUCUCACAACGAAAUCUCCAGCUUCUUUGGAUUCCAGCCCCCCAAGAACCUAAAAGAAGUCAAUUUCUCCCACAACCAUAUAACAAAAAUGAAGGACUUGUCAGCCUUUUCCUCUCUUAGUAAUUUGGAUCUGGGCCACAACCGUUUCAGUGCGAUCGGGGGGCUUGAGCAAUGUUGCAAGCUCACCAAUCUCAACCUGGAACACAACAAGAUCUCGAGGAUCAGCGGCCUGGACAGUCUGCCUCUCACACACCUCUGCCUUAGGGGAAACCAGCUGGAGAGGAUUGAAGGGUUGGAUAAGCUGAAGUCUCUGCAGGUUCUCGACCUGUCUCUGAACCGCAUCAUCGCUCUCUCUGGCCUCCAGAGUCUCCACCUACUGGGCUCUAUCAAUGUGGAGAAAAACCUGAUCAGUGAAAUUCAGGAGUGCAAACACAUUCAUGAUCUCUUCCUGUUGAGGGACCUCAACCUGCUGGGAAACCCUGUGCAGGAGCAACCCGAUUACAGAUCGGCAGGCGUCUUCCUCCUCCAACAUCUGACGACGCUGGACAAAGAGAAGGUCACUGCUGAAGAAAAGGUGUCGGCAGUAAACAAGUAUGAUCCUCCUCUGGAUGUGGUGGCAGCCAGGGAUCACAUGACCCACCUGGUGUAUCAUCUGAUGCAGCCUCAGGAGCUCUAUGACAGUACCAUGCCCAGUGCUGACACACCAUAUCCCAUGCUGGUUUUGACCGGUCCUCAAGGCUGUGGGAAGAGAAAUCUGGCUCACAGACUGUGUGAGGAGUUGAGCGAAUACUUCGCCUACGGAACCUGUCACACCACUCGGGGGCCGUGCUCGGGAGAGGAGGAUGGAAUUGAUUACCAUUUUGUCAGUGAGGACAAUUUUCAGAACAUGAUUCACAUGGGUAAAUUCAUCCAGACCACGCAGAACGGGGGUCGCAGCUACGGUCUGAGCAGAGACGCCGUAGAGGAAGUAGCCAAAGAAGGACUGGCCUGCUGUGUGCACAUGGAGCUGGAGGGCGUGCUCAGUCUGAAGAACAGCCACUUCGAGCCUCGAUACAUCCUGCUCAUCCCCACCCAGGUGGAGAAGUAUUUGGACAACCUGAAAAGCCGCGGCCUCGAUACCACGACGCAGAUCGAACUGGCGAUGUCCCGCGUGGAGCUCUAUGCCAGUACACAUAGGCAGAGACUGGGAUUCUUCGAUAACGUCAUCCCCUGUGAUGACUGGGAGGAAGCCUAUCAGACGCUGAAGCAAAUAGUGAAGGAGUACCUGUUGGUCGAGGAGAAGGAAGAAGGAGAAAGCCAGCACAGCGCGUCGCCUGACGACCCCUCAACUGGUCCCCAGCUGGAGGAGAAGCAUCUGUCUCCAACCCCGUCGAGGUCAGGAUCGAGGUCACUGACGCCACACUCCGCCAAAGCGCUUGACCCCUCGGACCUGUCUUACAGACACUACUUCAACAAGAUCCAGUUCGAGCUCGGCCCCCAGAAGAGCGCCGCCGAGCUGGCUUCCAUCGGGAGGCGUGAGCGGCUGGUGAGAGAGGCCAUUGUGGGGAAGAGUCCCGGGAUCUACAGCCAGCUCUUCAAAAGCUCUGCUCAAACGGCACCGUCACCCGUGCUGAAUCCCGAUCCCCAUUUUAGUGAGGACAACAGCAGCUCCAACGAGUCCCGUGCCAGCUCGGCGCUGAAUGUGCCCGGUUCUGCCGGGGGCUUUUCUGCCUCAGUGCAGCCACUAGACAUGUCUGUCCUGGGACACACCUUGGAAACACUCAAAGGCGAAACCCCCGAGGCCCCGCAGCCGGGCACGGACCUGCUAGCCGUGGCCGUGUCUCCAUCCUCCGAUAGACGUCCCGGAUCCAACGUCAAGCCCAUCCUGCCACCCAUCCCGUCCGGGCGCAAGACCCCCGCCUCGCCCGGCCCCCAGUGGCCCCAGCCCAGUGCCGUCCACCCGGACGCAGCGGUCCGAGAGGGAGGAGACGUAGACAGGGAGGGAAAGCUUCACGUAGCUCAGUAGAGACUCAGCUCAGUCGGUAAAAGUAUUGAAGGAUAUUACUUAAAAUAUGAGCAUAUUCGGUUAAACUGAAAUGAAAUGAAAAGUCUGUACCGGCAAAAGGUAAAAGUCAACCCAGAGUGUGAUGUGAUGAACACUUGUUAGAACUGUCAGCACUGGUCUCUUCCUGUGAAACGUUUCCGUCAUCUUUUGCAAAUGCUAUAUUAUAAAAGAUAAGUGUUGUUAUUAUUAACCAUGCAUAUAGAAUGAGAUGUGAUUAUAAUUUUAGGCAAAGCCGUGUUUUGUCGAUUCACCGGCUCAAUGGCCGGAAGGCAAAGUGUUGACAUUUGUUAUAUAAAAAACAGCUCCCACACAGAUUGCAUUUCAGUCAUGAGGAAUACAGUGAUGUGUUAACGACUGGUUAUUUCUUCGUUUAUUCACAUUUAGUGUCUGGUCAUCUUGAAAAAAAUGAAUGUCUACAAAGGACGUGAUACAUU
Gasterosteus aculeatus aculeatus (three-spined stickleback) is the source of this 2985-nucleotide messenger RNA. RefSeq names its product leucine-rich repeats and guanylate kinase domain containing (gene lrguk). NCBI's taxonomy places the organism in Eukaryota, Metazoa, Chordata, Actinopteri, Perciformes, Gasterosteidae. The record is from RefSeq and is a predicted model, not a curated record. Gene Ontology annotation, molecular function: GMP kinase activity; protein binding. Gene Ontology annotation, cellular component: cytosol.